This is a messenger RNA of Nicrophorus vespilloides, 2360 nucleotides long. RefSeq names its product phosphatidylinositol 3,4,5-trisphosphate 3-phosphatase and dual-specificity protein phosphatase PTEN (gene Pten). Gene Ontology annotation, cellular component: nucleus; plasma membrane; cytosol. Gene Ontology annotation, molecular function: ubiquitin binding; protein tyrosine phosphatase activity; phosphatidylinositol binding. The annotation marks the transcript as partial. NCBI's taxonomy places the organism in Eukaryota, Metazoa, Arthropoda, Insecta, Coleoptera, Silphidae. Gene Ontology annotation, biological process: phosphatidylinositol dephosphorylation; negative regulation of cell population proliferation; cell motility. The transcript is spliced from 9 exons. The record is from RefSeq and is a predicted model, not a curated record.
GAAGGAAGAGCAAGCAGCGGCAGCAGCAGUGGCAGCCACCCCGUAGGAGCGCUGGACACAUCGAGAAACGACGAAGCGCAAAGUUAUGCGGCGGUGCGAAUUCGGCGCAACUAUUGACGGCCAGUGAUAGCACCGGUAGCUUGAAUGGGAAGCGGCACCGUGGAGGAGUGACGCUCCAUCAACAUCCUCAGAAUCGUUACCGCAAGGAGAAAGAGGAGGUGGUGGUGGUGGAGGAAGAGGUUAAGAACGCGGUGCUCACCACGUCGACGAUGGCCAACUUUAACAACAUGAUGUUCUCCAAUUCGAUCAAGGGUCUGAUCAGCAAGAAGAGGAACCGCUACAAACAGGACGGUUUCGACCUGGAUCUGACAUAUAUUCGACACAAUAUUAUUGCCAUGGGUUACCCGGCGUCCAAUAUCGAGGGCAAAGUGAUCCGGAAUCACAUAGACGACGUCGUCAAGCUGCUCGACUCCAAGCACAAGGACCACUAUAAAAUCUAUAAUCUGUGCUCGGAGAGGUCGUACGAUGCCACCAAAUUUCACAAUCGAGUAAAGAUGUUCCCGUUCGACGAUCACAAUCCGCCCAAGAUCGACCUGAUCCGACCGUUCUGCGUGGACGUCCACGAAUGGCUGACGGCAAACUCCGAGAACGUCGCGGCUGUUCACUGCAAGGCAGGAAAGGGCCGCACCGGCACGAUGAUCUGCUGCUACCUGCUGCACAGCCAGAUCUACGAGACGGCCGACGACGCGCUCAGCUUCUACGGAAACACGAGGACGCAGGACAAGAAGGGCGUGACGAUACCGAGCCAGGUGCGGUACAUCCGGUACUACGAGAGCAUGAUCCGUGAGCACCUCGUCUACAGUUCGGUCAGCCUGUACGUGACCGAACUGAAGCUGGAGCCGCCGCCGACGCUGACGAGCGCGCAAGGCGGCAGCCUCUACUUCACCAUCUCGUCGGCGAACUUUAAGAAGAAGUGCAAGAGCAUCGUGCAGGAGGUGCGCAAAGGUGACGUGAAGUGUUUGACGCUCAAAGUGGACGCGUGCGUGCCUAUAACCGGUGACAUCAAAAUCGAACUCUACAGUAAAUCGCCGCUCAAGAAGAAGCAGUUUCAGUUCUGGUUCAACACCUUCUUCGUGCGCGACGAGUGGUCCGGCCAGACGACGGCCUGUUGCACGUCACCCGAUGUCGCCGCUGCCGCCGCCUCCUCCGACCUCAACGGUUACAGCGGACAAAACGGAGGAGGAGGAGGAGGUGGAGCAGCGACAACAGCGAACGUUGGCAUUCUGCACUCGCAGGUGCCUUUGUCUGCCUCCAACAACUGUAGCAGCAGCAGCAACACCGGCGAGACCUUAGUCCUCACCCUGACCAAAAGUGAACUCGACAACCUCAACAAGAAAGAUAAACAGAACAAGACGUUUAGUGCUGAUUUCAAAAUAAUGCUGCUGCUCAGGCGACCGUCGAAGAAUAUUUGGAUGCCGGCGCAGCAGGAAGGAAUGGGACAGCACGUGAUCCAGGACUCGCCGAGCGGAAGUUCAGAGGGUGACAGCAGCGACGGCGACGAUGACGACGAGGCGUGGGACAGCGUGGCGAACGAGCGUGGGUGGACCGCAACAAUCGAACAUUCCAACAUGUUUAAGUCAAAUUUCGAUAAGCUUCUGGACAAAGCCACCAGCAAUCUGCUGAUGGACGAGGACUGGAAGUCUAUUCUGGAUAUGUGCAGUCAGAUAAGACAGAACGAUGUCAAACCGAAACAAGUAUUCGCUUCCCUGAAGAAGAAACUGAUGCACAACAACCCGAACACAUCCAUGUAUGCGAUCACAUGCUUGGAGAGCAUGGUCAAGAAUUGCGGUGCGGUUUUCCAUGAGGAGCUGCUCACCAAACCGAACUGCGAGAUGUUGCACGAGGUGGUGAAAACUACACCGCAUGAGCCGGUGCGGCAGAAAAUGCUGGAACUGUUGCAAGCGUGGAAUUACGCGUUCCGCAAACACAAAAGUUUCGCAGCGUUGAAGGAAACGAUGAAUCUGAUGAAGGCGGAGGGAUUCAAAUUUCCAGCAGUCAAAGAGUCUGAUGCCAUGUUCAGCGUGAAUUCUGCACCGGCUUGGGUGGACGGCGAGGUUUGCCAUCGUUGUAGGACGGCAUUCAACAUGUUGAACAGGAAACACCACUGCCGGAAUUGCGGGCAGGUUUUCUGCAGUUCCUGCACCGGAAACAACGUGAUGCUGCCGGAUCUCGGUUUCGAGAAGGACGUGCGCGUCUGCAACACUUGCUACGAGAAAGUUGUUAAAGCGAACUCGAACGCCGCCACCAAAGACGCUGAAUUGGAGGAGUACCAGAAGAGUUCGCUGGCCCAGCAGAGUCAG